Molecule: messenger RNA, 2568 nt
Organism: Colletes gigas
Lineage: Eukaryota; Metazoa; Arthropoda; Insecta; Hymenoptera; Colletidae
Product: OTU domain-containing protein 7B-like
Exons: 8
Coding region: 490-2154 (554 amino acids)
Biological process (GO): protein deubiquitination involved in ubiquitin-dependent protein catabolic process; protein K11-linked deubiquitination; protein K48-linked deubiquitination
Cellular component (GO): cytoplasm; nucleus
Molecular function (GO): K63-linked polyubiquitin modification-dependent protein binding; cysteine-type deubiquitinase activity; DNA binding
Source: RefSeq, a predicted model, not a curated record
CGCGGCGCGAUAUUAUGAGAGAGACGAUAACUCGAAUGAUUCUGUUGAAUUUGAAAAUUGAUCGUGUUACUGUGGUCGCGUCAACCUGUCCGUUAGUGGGCAGGCACGCUACUGCGUAAAAAAAACAGCAGUGUACCUACUUACGUCCCCGCGGUUUGACAUGUGACCGGUUUAAAGUUUCACACGUAACAAUAAUAAUUCGCUCCCUCGCCUCUACCGCCUACCAGUUGCAGUUUCGAGGCUGCUGUGCCUUAGGUUAUGUUGUGUUUAUGUCCGUAGCCCGUGUAAACAGUUUCUCGGUAAUUUUUAUUACGUCGCGGGCAUCUCUCUGAGGAGAGGUUCGGUAAGGGCGCCGUGCUACGAAAUAUGAGAAAGCGUACAAACAGUUCGUGCGUCGUAGACCGAUUAGAAUACCAUUUGAUGAUACUCUGUCGUUACGUUCCGUUGCGCUAAUUCGAUACACGGGCCAAGGUACCAUAAGGCAAGGUAAUGAACCUAGGACUAUCGCCGUACGAUGGUUUGGAGAAAGAGUCAACUUCUAGUAAUGCAUUGGAAAAUGGAGGUGGGGCUACAAAAAAAUUGGCCAGAGGUAUAUCUAGAGCAACAGAAAAUGCAGCUAUUGUCUCUUAUGCCCGUUCUCAGUUAGCUACUAUAGGGUCAUUAGAUACUCCAGAGUUCACAUUUUCUCUUCCUGACCUAACUGUAUAUCCAGAUUCAUUUCGCCAAUUUUUGGAGAAAGAUCUGAUAGAGGGUGGGUGUUUGACCUCUCUGGAAGCUGCUGGUCGUUUGAAUUGGUGGUGUGGAGGUAAACAUGGAAGCAACAGAGUUCUAUGGCCUUUGGCAACAUCAGGGGAUGGGAACUGCCUUUUACAUGCAGCUUCCCUGGGCAUGUGGGGCUUUCACGACAGGCUUCUUACAUUAAGAGAAGCAUUGCAUAAUACUUUAGCCAAAGGGGAGUACAGACACGCAUUGUUUAGACGUUGGAAAUGGCGACAAAUGGGUUUAAACGCAGCGGCAGGAUUAUCCUAUACGGACGCGGAAUGGUUGACGGAAUGGCAAACCAUUGUAGAUAUGGCCUCUCCUAUCUUUAGAAAUCAAACUGCUACGUCCUAUCAAAGUCUCGAAGAAGUACACGUAUUAGCUUUAGCCCAUGCUUUAAAAAGGCCUAUAUUAGUUAUAGCUGAAACUAUGUUAAAGGAUGCGGAGGGUGUAGCUUUAGCUCCGAUUCCGUUCGGUGGAGUAUAUUUGCCGCAAGAAGUACUUCCAUCUUAUUGUCAUAGAACACCAUUGAUUCUGGCAUAUCAUUCGGCACACUUUUCGCCUCUCGUCAUUGUCGACGGAGCAAGCGAUUUUGGAGAUGGUUCCAGCGAAGGUGUUAGCAUACCUCUGGUAGACCCAGACACAGGUCAAUUAUUACCAGUUUUAUUCGCGGUAGAUCCCGGUCCAGACUGGGACUGGCAAGAAGGAUCUCGAGACUUGUUGCCCUGUCAGCAAGACACGAUGGAAAUUUUAUUACGAGAGUAUUUGGACUGUGAAUACCAAAAUUUUACGUCGGAGGAAAUGGAGAGGCUAUCCGAUACUGACGGCUCGCUGUCCAAAACGGCGAAGCAAUUGUUAGGCGUUGCAAAACAAUUUGGAUCGAUCGGCAGGUCCGUUAGUAAAAGACUGUGGUCGAUGGCGAAGAGACCAAAAAGCCCGCCACCCACGGCGGGCGGACUUUCCACGGAAGGUUUAUUAUGUGUAAGAAUCAGAAGUAGACGUCAUCAGUACGUGGAUCAGAUGCUUCAAAAUUAUCUUCAAUGUGCUCACGCAAGGUACCUGCAGGAUCAUAAGGUCGACGAGACUGGUAGUGAAAUGAAUUAUGGUGCUGGUAAAUCCAAAUUUUAUGCCGCUAGCGACGGCGGAAGUCACGCAAGCGUUAGCAAAUUGUUACCUAUUAAUCCAAAUAAAGAUCGUACUCUUUAUCUUUCGAGAUCUACCUUCUACAAUGACCAAGCAUCGUCCGAAAAAUUGGGGCCAGAACGAUGGAAUGAUAGCAGCGGUAGUCUCGGGGCUAUUGUUAAAGAAUGUCGUAACGAGCAAUGUCGGUUCUAUGGUUCGGCGGAAAAUGAUUACUAUUGUUCUCAGUGUUGGGCGAGUCGACGUUACCGCUGAAGAAUUAGUCACAGCGGGGCAUGACAAUAAUGAUACUUUACUAUUGUUCGUAUUAAAUUAUGUAUAAUCAGAUUCAGACGUAACACUAGCCAUUUUACCGUGAAAGCUUAAGCAAAAUAAUCGACCCGCCAGAUUUUCUUCUUCCUGCAAUAUCGAGUAACCUUGUAACAUUAUUUUUCUAUUUAAUGGCAUUCAUCUAUUUCAAAAGCAUAUCAGAUAUAUGUACAGGGUUCGACUUUCUUCGAUAUACAUACACUAUAUGCCUUUCGUGUGUAGCUUACGAGCCAGCCGUUCCAAAGAAGAAGUUAUAUAUUUUCAAACAGCAGUAAAUCAGUAUUUUCAGGACGGACGAAUAAAAAAUAAUUCAUGACUUCUUUGCACGUGCCUUCUGUCGCGUAUAUUAUCUAAAUGACA